This is a messenger RNA of Ixodes scapularis (black-legged tick), 1577 nucleotides long. RefSeq names its product cadherin-like and PC-esterase domain-containing protein 1. The coding region runs from base 550 to 1404 and encodes 284 amino acids. The transcript is spliced from 11 exons. The record is from RefSeq and is a predicted model, not a curated record. NCBI's taxonomy places the organism in Eukaryota, Metazoa, Arthropoda, Arachnida, Ixodida, Ixodidae.
GAGAGAUCUACACAAGGAGGCACCCACUGCGAUCGGCAGCGGCGAACAACAGUAACACAAGAUUUGAUCUCAGAAGAGGAACAGAUAGACUGCGUUCAAGAUCAGGCGUCCUUACCAUACCUACGCUGGUUGCGCGUGUCUCCGUCAAAGGAGCUGACGCCCGCCUUCCAUCCCAACGUAACGGAGUAUCGGCUGGACGUUCCUUACGACCAGCUAGUGCUGCGAGUUCGGGCGCGGGCCUUGUACUGCCACGCGGAGGCCCGGCUCGACGACCGGCUGGGACCCGCCAGGCCGAUCAACUAUACUCUUGGUCUGGGCUACAAUCGGGUGUCCGUGGUCGUUGUGGACAUUCGACACCCGGAGGCCCGGGUGGCCAAUGCGUACGUACUCACCGUCUUCAGGCGUCCUGAGAUCUCCGAUGGAAUCAGACGUUUCGACGCCGACCGGAGUUACGCCGCGUGCAACCUCAAGCAGAGCUGCGAGCUGAGGAUAUACCCUAGGGAACCUUGUGGUCUUCAGCGAGAACCUGAGGCGAGAACGUGGGCGUCCAUGCUACGACAGGCUGAAGAACUCAGAGUCUGCCACUCUGGUCACGAAAGUGGUCGCUGGGUGCUUCCCUGCGAAAAUUGUAAUAUCGCCGAAACAUGCUUUUGGAAUGAAGCUCGCUGGAUGCCCGUCAACUGCCGCUAUGCCGACAUUGCCAACCUCCCACUGCAGGACUGCCUUGCCGGAAAAAAGUUGCUAUUUGUUGGAGACUCGACGAACCGCGGCAUGAUGUACUACGUGCUGAUGCGAUUGAACGGCACGCUGGGUGAGUGGCACAAGAGCCACGGCAUCCUGCUGCACCGGCGGAACCUCAACGGCGGAAGGACAGACGCGGGUUUUGCCUAUUACCCGCAAUUUUGGUUGCCUACGAACCGAAGACCUCCCCUAGGUGCCACGCUCAGACAGCUUGUCAACGGGAUGACUCCAGUAGAGAACAGCGCCAGGACAGUGCUCGUCGUGGGAGGAGUGCACUGGAUAGGCGUGAAACACCUCACCUCACUGGCGGCUACGUUAAAAAGCCUCAACUUGGGGAACGUCAAGGUCAUCGUGAAAACAUUCGGCUCCGGUUUUCAUCAGAAAGCAGACGGGGUUCAUCAGGUGGCUAUGGAAGAUUUACAGAAAAUGGGUAAUACCAACCGAGACUUGAUUCGGCGGGCAAAGCAGUUACACAUGGACGUCGUGGACACGUACAAUAUGACCUCGGCCAGAUACAAGGAUUUCAUGCAAGGCAACUGCGCCUGCCAUUUUCACAGGGUGGUGAGCGAUUCUCUGUCCACGUACCGGAUUGAGGGUCCCGUGAACCAAGCCUACAGCGAUAUUCUUCUCGGUCGACUUUGUCACAAGCAUUUGCGUCGUUGAAGAGUCCGCAGCGAAGUCAACAUCCGCCCAACAGCAUCACCACGAUCUUUCAUGUACAUAGAGGUGACGGGUGACGCGUCUUGUCACCCGUCCAAGAAAACCUUCUUUUUAACGCAUGCAGUUGCAGUCACUUGUGACGAUCAGUGAAACUGUAUUUGCCGCUCACUCGAAAU